Messenger RNA from Nestor notabilis (Kea), 1639 nucleotides. RefSeq names its product vacuolar protein sorting 35 homolog (S. cerevisiae) (gene VPS35). The annotation marks the transcript as partial. The transcript has 12 exons. The record is from RefSeq and is a predicted model, not a curated record. Gene Ontology annotation, biological process: intracellular protein transport; retrograde transport, endosome to Golgi. Gene Ontology annotation, cellular component: retromer complex; late endosome; retromer, cargo-selective complex. NCBI's taxonomy places the organism in Eukaryota, Metazoa, Chordata, Aves, Psittaciformes, Psittacidae.
AACACAGCAGUCUCCUCAGGAUGAACAGGAAAAACUCCUGGAUGAAGCCAUUCAGGCUGUGAAGGUGCAGUCUUUCCAGAUGAAAAGAUGCUUGGACAAAAACAAGCUCAUGGAUGCUCUGAAACAUGCUUCCAACAUGCUUGGUGAGCUGCGGACUUCAAUGUUAUCUCCAAAGAGCUAUUACGAGCUCUACAUGGCCAUUUCUGAUGAGCUGCACUACUUGGAAGUCUACCUGACAGAUGAAUUUGCCAAAGGAAGGAAAGUGGCAGACCUUUAUGAGCUGGUACAGUACGCUGGAAAUAUUAUUCCAAGACUAUAUCUCCUGAUAACAGUGGGUGUUGUCUAUGUCAAGUCAUUUCCACAGUCCAGGAAAGAUAUUUUGAAAGACCUGGUGGAGAUGUGCCGUGGAGUACAGCAUCCUCUUAGAGGCCUCUUUCUUAGGAACUAUCUCCUGCAAUGUACCAGGAAUAUUUUACCAGAUGAAGGCGAGCAAGCAGAUGAAGAAACCACUGGAGACAUUAGUGAUUCAAUGGAUUUUGUGCUGCUGAACUUUGCUGAGAUGAACAAACUUUGGGUGCGAAUGCAACACCAGGGCCAUAGUCGGGACAGAGAGAAAAGGGAGCGAGAAAGGCAGGAACUCAGAAUCCUAGUGGGAACAAACCUGGUUCGCCUCAGUCAGUUGGAAGGUGUUAAUGUGGAGCGAUACAAACAGAUUGUUCUGUCAGGAAUAUUGGAGCAAGUUGUAAACUGUAGAGAUGCUUUAGCUCAGGAGUACCUCAUGGAGUGCAUCAUACAGGUUUUUCCAGAUGAAUUUCACCUCCAAACCCUGAACCCAUUUCUCAGAGCCUGUGCUGAGCUGCACCAAAAUGUGAACGUGAAAAAUAUAAUUAUCGCUUUAAUUGACAGGUUAGCUUUAUUUGCACAUCGUGAAGAUGGACCUGGUAUCCCAGCAGAUAUCAAACUUUUUGACAUAUUUUCACAGCAGGUGGCUACUGUUAUACAGUCUCGUCAGGACAUGCCCUCAGAGGAUGUGGUAUCUUUGCAAGUUUCUCUCAUUAACUUGGCUAUGAAAUGCUACCCAGACCGUGUUGACUACGUUGAUAAAGUGUUGGAGACAACCGUGGAAAUAUUCAACAAACUUAAUCUAGAACAUAUUGCAACAAGCAGUGCUGUUUCAAAGGAGCUGACUAGACUUUUGAAAAUUCCUGUUGAUACUUACAACAACAUCCUGACAGUUCUGAAACUAAAACAUUUUCACCCACUCUUUGAAUACUUUGAUUUUGAGUCCAGGAAGAGCAUGAGUUGUUACGUGCUUAGCAAUGUAUUGGAUUAUAACACAGAAAUUGUAUCCCAAGAACAGGUUGAUGCUAUCAUGAAUUUGGUAUCAACACUGAUCCAGGAUCAACCAGAUCAGCCUGCUGAAGAUCCUGACCCUGAGGACUUUGCUGAUGAGCAGAGUCUUGUGGGAAGAUUUAUUCAUCUUUUGCGUUCAGAUGACCCUGACCAACAGUAUCUGAUCCUCAACACUGCCCGGAAGCACUUUGGUGCAGGUGGGAAUCAACGUAUUCGUUUUACACUUCCACCAUUGGUUUUUGCUGCAUACCAGCUUGCUUUUCGCUACAAAGAGAACUCCAAAGCG